Amoebophrya sp. A25 is the source of this 18290-nucleotide messenger RNA. Lineage: Eukaryota; Dinophyceae; Syndiniales; Amoebophryaceae. The record is from the annotation of a GenBank genome assembly.
GUUGUGAGCAGGUGAUACCCAUAGUUCUCGGAUGAAAGCCGAGAUGUGGAUGAAGUUGGCUUAAGUCUCGCGCGUAACUGCAUGAAAAUUGUAAUCAGAGACAGUUUCUGUCUCGGACUAGGGUUGGGAGAAUAAGAACAACAUGGCUGUCGACACAGGAGGAAGUGUGCGCGAAUCGGCGGUUCGAAAACUGAGCGAUGAUGGCGCCAGGGCAGCGACCACGAGUACUAAGGCGGUACCGAGUUCCUCGAGCACGUCGACAGGAGGCUCGGCUUCAUCGACCGCACCGAGUUCCUCUGACGAGGGCAGCUCUUCAAAAGAAGCAGGAGGUCAGCCAUCAGCUACAACGGCAGGAGCCUCGGCUUCGGCUUCCGAAAGUAAGGAGCGUCCUUCAGGAGGCCUACGGGUUCCUGUUGAGCCGAUAGGCAUGUACACAUCCCAAGAACACGAAGAAGAUCACGCAUUGUGGACGUUGGUGCAAUCGCUCAAGCCGGUUUUGAAUUUAAGAAGGGUUUAUCUUUGUAGGGCGUUUUUACGUGUUUGGCAAGUCGUUUGUCUCUUCAGGAGAAAUUCCACGCAUGAGUUAUUUAUGCACUGGAGGAGCUUGCGGGGGAAGUGAUUAUACUAACUGGCGAGUUAACUUAGGUGAGAGAAAAGAUACGCUCUCUGGAAGGUUCCUGGACGACAGUCGACAAAAAAUGUCGGCUGAGGGACCAACUAGGGAGAGGGUUGGGGGCAACGGGCCCCGCGAACCCCGUCGUGUGCGGUGCGAAAAAUGCACUCACGCGCGACGCCGCCGGUCGAUGCAAUGGCGCAUCUCGGCGAAGGCGAACCACGGUUCGCGCCUCCACGGAGGCUCGGGUGCGGUCGGGUGAGAGCGUUAAUGCUACACCCACGGGGCGGAGUUCACAUGCAGAGCGGAGCAGAGCGGAGCGGAGCGGAGCGGGCUGCCGGCGCACGGGCCAAAGCGCUCGUGCGUAGGCCGCGGGAGGGCCAACGCGCCCUCCGGCGGUGCGGUGGGCAGGCGCGUGGCGCCCAGUGGGGGGUGCUGGGGAGCUCGUAAAAAUCGAGUUCCGCCGCGCGCGCGGCGCGCCAUCCCCUCGCGGGGCAAAAAUCGCCGCGAGGGUUUGGCGCUUGUGGCAGCACAUUUUCGUAACCUCAAGCUGAAAGCUAGCUUGGGCAGGUCUAAAAACUUUUCUUUUUCCCAAAAAUCCAGGGACUUUCUGUGCGCGUAUAAUCGCAAUCUAGAAACUAGUGACUAGUAGUGCCCCCGCACUCUGGUUUUCAGCAAAACAAAAAACAAAAUGACCUCCCUGAAAAGCGUCGGAGACCUCGUCAUCCACACAGGCAAAAAUCCUGUGGGGAGCGAGGACGUCGACGAGAAGGGCAAAGCCCUUCUGAAACUGAUCGACGGAUCACUGUUUCACCCCUCCAUGGCGGAGGCCAUGGAGGCGCUGCAAAAGCAGCUGGAGGAGAAGACGCAGUAUGAGGAUAAACUCAUCUUCUGCGCAAACAUCCAGGACUGGAUUGCAGCACUCCGACAGAUGGUCGGUGAACUUCCGGAAACGGAAUUCAUCGACACGGUCAAAAAAGACCUGGAGGACCCGCGCUUCGUGGGGGAAGGUGGAACCCUAACCGAACAGGGCACCACCUUGAUGUGGUUCCACUUGUGGUUGGGCGCAUACCACGAGGAACUAACGGCCGAACCCUGGGCCUCGAAGUCUCUGAUUAAAAAAGAGACUUUUGAAGCCGGCGCGAAGCUCGCCGAAAAACGAAAGUUUCGGGAGGAAAACCCGCAGCUGAACCUGGCGGAAGUCCCGGCGCAGACCGCCAAAAAGGAGGUGAUAGUCCGCUACCUGAUCGAGCGCACCAACAAAGAGGUGCUCAACGACUGGGACGCGAAGCCGGCCAAGACGCCGUGGACGUCGGUCCGCAAGGCGCACGAGGAGGAGGACCGAAAGCUCCUCGAAGAAGAGGAGAAGCAGCGCAAGGCGGAGCUCGAAGCCAAAAAGAAAGAGGAGGAGGACUCCGUGGACUUCGCCGACAAAAGCGAAGAGUCCUCCGAGGAGCCGCCGGAGACGGCAGCUCUGUUCAAAACGUUCGCGAAGAAGACCGCAAAGGCCAUCGCAACGGCUUUGAACAGCAGCGGAGAGGACAAAAUCCUCUCCUAUGACGACACGCGCCCGGCUAGCGAAGGAGAAAAAUUCUUCGUCUACCGACGCGUAAACGGCGUCGAGAAGAAAACAGAGGUGAAAGUCGUCUGGCCUUCCGUCUUAACUCCGGGCGAGGAAGUCGCAGACGCACAGGAGCAGUAUAAAAACUGCUUCUUCACGAACGGAGAAAAAGCCUCUAAGCAGGCGAACCACGUGCUCACCGCGUUAUUAAAACACGUGGAAAAGCACGGCCUCCGCUCCGUUUUCGACGUGGACGAAAACAGCGUCCUGAACACGACGGCAGGCCAACGCCUCAACCAAAAGGCGCUGGCGCUGCUCUUCGGAGCAUACGCGGCCGCAGGCAUCUGGGGCGAAGCCCAGGUGGGAAAAAACCAACCCAAGGUCUCAAACUGCGCCAUCGCAGGCUUUAACGGAGACAACCUGCAGCGCACAAACAGCGCGUUCCAGAACCUGGUCCGGAAACAGGUCGUCGCCAGCGUCCCGGCUGACUACUGGGACAGAUGCAACCUGGACCAGUGCUGGGAGACGCUGCGCCGCGUGGAAAGCGCCAUCAACGGCGCCACCGACCUGCAGCCCUUCGACUUCAUGACCGAGUUCAACGAGAACUUCCCAGAAAUCGCCAUCAAAAAAAUGAUGGUGUUCUUGGGAUUCAUGAAGGAAGGCUCCCGCAGCCUCGACGCGCUCCAGCAGAAGAUGAAGCGCUGGGAGACCGGGCUGGUGAACAGAUACAUGUUCAACCUGCUGGCCUGGUACAACCACUUCGGUCUCCACCUCAUCGACGAGGCGCGCUACACGGACGAGGAAGACGGGGGAAAAAUCAAACCGCCCGUCCAAAAAGCGUUCUUCAAGGAGAACAUGGAGGAAAUCAAAAAUGAAAUGUUCUCCAUGCGAGACGCCGAGGCGAGCUUAGGCAAGCCGAGAAGCGAACGUGUGACAGUCACACUGCGCUCUCGUAGCCACAGCCGCCGCCGCAGCGAAUCGCGAGAGCGAUCGGCGAGCGAAGGCCCGCAAAACCCGUUCGGCAGCGACGCCGACAGCGGCGGGGACGACGACACGGGCACAACCAUGCCGAGCGACACUUGGUUGGAGAGUUUGGAUCUGGAAAAAACAGAUUUCAACCCGGCCAUGGACCCAGUCCACAACCGCCGCCUCGACAAACGUGUCGACGUGGUGCUAGCCGAGCGCCGAAACGCGAAGGGAGGAACACGCACCACAUACUACGUGUACUUCCCUCAAACCGGCUUAGUGGAGCCGUCCGCAUUGAAGUCCCUGAAAAAUAUGGGACUCAUGCUUCCGCCGGCGGUAUGCCACUGGUUCCACGCGCACAAAGCGCAUGCGGUGCAGUCAGGCUGUCGCAACGACGCUCAACACCUGGAAUGCACACACCACCACCUCAUCGACCGCAACCGUCCUCCCCCAGACAUCACUAUCGCCAAGAGAACGUGGGCAGAAGUGAUCCGCUCGCAAAAAGAGCUGGCCGAAGUCCUCUUCUCGGCCCGGUUGGCAGGACGAAACAUCAACCAGCAGCCAACCGGCACAGCGGCAAAACGAGCGGCAGCGAAGGACAGGGAAGCAAUCCGCCACCCGAAAGACUUCGUAAAACCGAAAGUCCAGCCGAUGAAGGCGAUGAAGGCCAAAAACGGCCGAACACGCCGCCAACCGAAAGGACCCCAGCGAAGCGACGCAAACGCGGUUCCGCUGGGACAACGGCAUCGCAACGACAGUCGCGAAAAAGACAAUCGUGGCCGCAACAAAUCGAAGCGAUCGAACGAGCGCAAAAACAGCCGCGCACGCGAUCGACGCCGAUAAAUCGAUGGUGAUGGAGGGAAAAAUCCUCCUGGGGAGAGACGUGAAGGAGCACGUUGGGAGCAAACGCUCCCUCGCGGUGUGGUAGAAGGAGCCACGCACAAGCUAGAACGCGACUAGCUGGAAGAAAAAGGCUAACGGCCUCGAGGACAACAAAUCCUCGAAAAACAGAAUGCAAAAGCAUUCGCCAUAAGCCCUCUGGUCAAAUUCCUCUCAUGCCCGGACCCACGUGCCUUCUCAUUCAUGGGUGCGGCAUGUGGUGGCUGGGCACCUAGCACACAGGCUCACAGCCAGACAUCCGCGGCGUCAGUGUCUUCCCAAGGAUCUGCCUUCUUUCCGCCAGCAGGUGCGUCUGCUCCACGCCCUAACCUGUGUCCGAUGGAGCCAUCUGGCAUAGGCGGCAGGACUGUCCGGGCGAAACUCCUUGACCCGGUAAUCGGAGCGUUUCCCCCCUUCGCACUAGACAGGUUUAGCGCCUUGGAGCCACCCAUGCUGGGGCAGCAGCCUCCACUGUCUCUACCUCCGCACGCUAGUACGGAUAUUGUCCUCACGCCCGCUCUCCUUCCACUAGGGUGUGAGACGAGGAUGGUACAGGUCACACACCGCGCGCCUCUCUGGCUCCGACUGGUGGCGCGCCGGGCUGCGGAGGAGGGGCUCCUGUUAGAAUCGGGACUGCACUGUCUUCGCCAGCUCAGUAGAGCGCAAGCAGUGCGCCCGGACCAGGGUGACCUGGUGGAUGGACAGGCGCCGCCCCCAGUGGCGACUCUCAUCCACAACCCUCUGGGCGUGGAGGUCACGUCUCGUAAUCUGGACCAGGCGCGGAGCGUGCUCGAGGAGGCGGUCUGGCGUGCGACCGGCCAAACGCGACCGUCACGGAGGUACUCCGCGGUGACAUCCUCCCGUGCGAGAUGUGACGUGCUGUCGUUGCGAAACGUCGCACACGCGCUCCCGGUCACACGUGACUCCCCGGACUCCUUAUGGGGGACCCUGACGAGGAGACCGCGCGGAGACCAAGAGUUGCAGAGGGCGAGCCGGCUGUUCCUCUCGGACUGGGUCUCUGGUCCUAAGUGGGGGCGGUGUCGGGGGCAGCGGCACGCCCUGGUCGAGGCAGGAGCUGGCUCACCCUCCGAGGAAGAUCCCUGCCCGCAGUGGGAUCUACUGCACUGCUACAGGCUAAAGCGCCCUGGCGCGGUGACCUUCGCAGGGCACGUCAGAGGAGCGGUGGUAAGGAACAUUGACCCCAGUCUCAUGAUCUGUUCUCCUUGCCGUCCGCUCUCCCGAGACGGGAUUGACUACACGCCGCGGGGGGCCUACUGUCAGGAUUGUGCUGCAGACUCGAGUCAGCGCACCAAGAUGGUACAGGCAGAGGAGGACACGCUGGCAGUCCACGCGCAUGCGCUAGGCAUGCUGGCCGUGACUUCUGGCGGCCCGGGUCUGAAGGGGGUGGACGAUCUCUCUAUGCCGGUAGGCCUCCACCUAGUCCUCCCAGUCACCCAGCCGGGCAUGGACUGGUCGGAGGUGUCAUUUUGGACCUGUCACCGCUGCUGUAUGCCCUACGGCACGGCGACAGCCCUGAACCAUCUUCCUAUCUGCUUUGCGGGCCUCCGUAAUCAGCUCCCAGAUCCUGUCCUCGCUGGUCUACGGCAGGCGGUUGUCAGGAAGAAGGAGGGAGUUAAGUCUACGGCGGACGCGGACUCGUGGGAACUACCUGAGCUGCGCGCCUCACUGGCGCUGCACGCGGAACCUACUCCGGACCUCAAAUGGGGCAAAGGAGUGGACUUCCGAGUGGCGCUGAUAAACGCCGACUCACGGGCGAAGAACGCAUGGUGUGAACUCGCGGGUGAGGUGAGGGCCACAGAGGCUCAAGUAGUGGUUGUCUCAGAGACCGGUCUGCGUAACGCAGACAGCGCGGACUCGUCCAGGGUGCAGAAGUGUCUACGCGCUACACUAAGUGGUCGCUAUGAGAUACAUGCCCUGCGGGAUGCUCUGCUGCUAAUAGCGCACUCAUGCCGGAUGCCAGGAAAGGACUCUUUCCGGCCGAUUCCGGGGGUGCCCUCUCUGGGGACCGUCUCGAUUCACCACUCACAGAUUGCAGGGAAACUCAUAGGGGGAUACAUGACCAACAACGACCACCCGGCUGUCCUAGCCCCCUUGCGGGAUUUUCUGGUCGCGCUCCCGGGGGAGUCUCUCUGUAUGGCAGCAGGAGACUGGAACUUCUCGUGGGGAGCGGUCGCCUCCAGGAUCCCCUACACUCACAACGAGCAUGGCCCUCUGAAGAGCGAGAUAAGGCGUGCUCUCACAGAGAAGCACUCCUUGAAGAACGCACUGGACACGAUGGCUGUCACUUUCCCCAGAGCGGGCAGUCAGCCGGACCUGCUCUACCUCACCGCGCUGGGCAGAGAGCGUGAUCUCAGCCCCCGAUCGUGGAUCCUCCCACCGGUAUCUCUCAUCCCUUCAGUGCACUCUCACCUAGUCAUCAUUGGUGCUAUGGUAGCUGGAAGCGACGGCCCUAGGGCUCCAGCCACCAGAGCAGCGGAGCCUGGCCUUCGACGACGCUCCAAGUACCUCUGGCAAACCCUACCGGUGGAGAAAAGGGGGGCGUUUGCGCAGGUCGUGUCUAGGCUGGGGGAAGCCAAAGACUGCGACUUCCCGUCUCUUGCGGAGCGGGCACUGAAGGCCUGUGGGACUCGGGUCGAGCGCUCUGCUUCCAAGGGGCCGCGGACCAUUCUCCUUAAGGCGGACGGUGCCUUAACCUGCAACGUGGGUGAGGCAAUGACGGUCUUCAGGUGCCGCCUACUGGAUGGUAAACCGGCUGGCAGAAUUCUCACACGGGACGGUAAGCGGGCGGAGAGCGAGAAGAUAGAGGAGAUCCUUCAGGGUCUCCCACAGCAGGUUUUCGAGUACUCCCAUGACUUAGCGUACAGGGCAGGCAGGAGGCUCAACCCGAAAGCUGCUCCGGGGCCGGAUGGGGUCCCGCCUGCAGUCUUUCGUGACUCGCCAGAGCUGAGGUCUCUGUUCGCGAAGGAAGUGGUCAGCGCGAUCAACUCGGGGCGCCCUCUGCCAUCCUCGAGAGAGUUCCUUCUUAGCUUCCUAUUUAAGGCCUAUAAGGAGGGCGCGUCACGCCUUCUAGCCUCCUUCUACCGCCCAUUGGCCAUGUCAUCGGGUAGUGACAAGUUUUCCGAGUCCGUGCUGCUAGAGCUAGCUGCUCCCUGGCUCUACGCGGCAGAGGAGAACUUUGCCUAUGUGGCAGGCAUCGGUCCGGAGCACGUGCUCCUUCGGGUUGUGUGUGCUGCGCUCUCCGCAGCUGAGCCGUAUGCGGUCUGCCUGCUUGCGGACGUUGACGGAGGCUUCGAGAACGUGACUCGCCUGGAGGCUGCCACCUAUCUGUCCGAGACAGGAUGCCCCAGACAGCUCGUAGCAGCGCUCCUCUCCCUGAUGGAGGAGCGUUCGGGUAGAAUUUUCGUGGACAGUCUACUAGGAAGACCCUUCGCUUUCGCGGACUGUCUUGGCCAGGGGACGCUGAUUGCUCCUCCAGUCUUUAGGCAAGCCAUCGGCCGCGCCUGCCGCAGAGCGGGUCUCUUCUCUGUGGCGGAGAGACUGGUGACAGGAUACUCAGAUGACAUCUGCACAGUACUGCUGGCGCAAGGCCAGGAAGAACUCAAGGAGGCAAUCUUGGAGACGACGCGUAGGAUGGCGCCUCCAUCCUUCCCGUAUCCGGUGAGUAACUUCCGAAUGGCGUGUCUACGGGCUCCCGGCUUCGGAGGUGCUGCUUCCGAGCGCGCCGCGGCCGCUGCAGAGUUCCUUAGUAGUUUUGAAGUCAGGCUGGACAAUGGAAGGUCGGUACGAUUCCCGGAGGCGCUCACUACGGUGGGCUCUCCUCCCCCGGACCUGCGAGCACCGCACCCGGUGGCGCCCCGACCUAUGGGAAUCGGCUCUGGCUCUUUGAAGGUAGACUUCGCGAAGUGCCAUGUAUUCUUGGGGAUGCCGCUUUCACCGCACAAGGAGGCCUGGGAGGCUGCUGGCGCGGCGCUCACGAGGACAUGCACUGCGCGAGCGUUCCAGAACCUGAACGAGGUCUGGGACCCAGAGCAGCAGUGUGUGGACGUGGUUGCCGCGGUGGAUAUGUAUCAUCAACAUAUCUACUCGAGACUGACCUACGCGUCCUCAGCAGCAACCCUCCUGUGUCCGGCCCAUACGGCUCUGCUGGACGCCACGGCGGAGAAGUGCUUGCGGAUCCAGUUGAAUCUUCCGUGGGCGGUCGGGUACCCAACGUACUCGACCUUUGUCGUGACGGGGGCACACUUCCCAUCUGCGCAAGCCAUUGCUUACCGCAGGGUGGACAUGGCGCACCUGGUCGCCCUAGACUGGGCUCGUGUCACAGGUGGAGCCCUCACUGCCUCGGAAGCUUUCACUGCUGACCAAGUAGGGCCUGCCCUGGGUGCCUGGGCUGAUGUGCCAGUAAGUUUUGACUUCUCGUCAGGAGCUGUUCUGCCAUCCUCGGUGUGUGUCCUCACCUCGAUGGAGGUUUUCCACAAGUUUAAACUCUCCAGGAAGAAAGAGCACACGCCUCGGGUGGGUGCCCUGGUCCGUCGCUGGCUCGCGGGCCUUGAGGAAGCACUGGGGGACGGUCUCCUCAUGUGUGCCUCUGACAGUGGUGACGCACCUCCUGAGGAGCAACCCACUGAGGGUGGCUCGACUCGCCGGGUUGCUUCAAUAGGCAUCAAGGGCGGUGGAUGCACGGAUCUUGAGAGGAUGAUCCUGCUGAGACUGCACCACUUUCACACGACCUAUGAAGGUGAGGCGGGUGCCCUGGGCGCUCUUCUCAAAGUACUGGAGGACGCUUUCAGAAGGAAGCUCGGCGUGACAGGCGAUGCGUCCAUACAACUGAUCGUCAUUCAGGUCGACAGCGACGGCGUCCUGUGGAACCUUCGCAACAACGCGGGGGAGCGGAUGUACCGAGAGAUGCGGGGGCUCCUGUCGUCUUUGGCUGACAGCCUCGGGGGCGUCUCAAUUCUUCUUGUCUGGGUUCCGGGCCAUAGUGGCGUAUUCCUUCACCAGGUCACGGACCUGGCGCAGAAGCUUGCCACAGAUCCCCUUCUCCCUCUACAGUCGCUGGGCGACUGGUUCAGAGUUAGCGUCGCCCCGAGACUACUGAAGAGGUCCCUGCGCUCUCGGGUCAGAGAAAUGAUCUUCUCAGAGCUGCGUAGACACUCAACUGACAGCUCGACGGGGCGGACGAGGAUCUGCAUCAAUGCAGGGUCAGUCCGUCCAUUUCUGAGACUGUUGACUCCAUUUCAGCAGACGGUCACCCUUAGCCUGCUCAGCGGUGACGGGACUUUCUUACUCACAGCGACGGGCUGUAAGCAUAGCUCAGACUACAAGCGCGUUACCUGUGGUCUAUGUGGCCAAGUGCUCAGGGUGUGCUGUCUGCCGUGGGAAAAGCAGCACUCCUUGGCGAGGGAGGUUGCCCCCUCUCCCCAGCCUCUUCAGCAGAGUGGUAGGGGACAGCAGCUCUUACACCGGGGGCAGGUCACUGCCAAUAGGGCAAGCGCGGCGCAGCUGUGUGAGCCCGCAGCUGAUCAGGCAACGGACUCGGCGGCUCGCCUCGAACAUGCGGAAGCGCGUCUCCAAGGGGAUGCUGCGCUACACCGCGGUCACGGGGCUCCCAAGGACUGGGCUGCAGACGUCAUCUACUCCAACAUCUCGCGACAUCUUCUUUCGCUAGAAUGUCCCCGAGUGCGGGACUACUACCUGGCGGUGGGAGAGCCGCUCGUGGACCUGGUGGCCGAUGACUACGAACCUCUCAGAGAGAAGAAGCAGAAGAUUGACAUUGUGCGCGCGGUGUUAUGGGCCAUAGGAGAUCCCCCAGCGGAUGACUGGCCGUAUCGUCCGCCGGAGGCCCUCCCCAGAGAGGAAGAGGAGCUGAAUGGUGAACAGCUGGAGGCCACACGUAAAGCGGUGGAGCGCACUGCGGACAGUGCCUCGAUGGCGAAUGUGGCGCCGGGGGUGGCUGACCUCAGCGGUCCAGGUGACCUCCUGCUUCUGAUCUCGAGGUCGUCAGCUCCUCGCUUGGACCCGGUGCGAGCCGAACAGGCUUCCACCUCACUCCCCUUGCAGCGAGGACCUCUAAACUGUAACAGGGAGGACGUGAUCGGUGAGGUGGUGCGGGAGGCGAAGGUUCUGACGUCUGCUCUCCCCUCAGAGAGGUACGCGGCUGCUCAGGCGGACAGUCCCGCCGUACCAGCAGAGGCCUCGCCGGCUGCUAAGCGACGGAGGCUGCAAGAAGCUGCUCCUCUCUGGGAUCUAGGCUGGAUGGCCUUCGAUGACUCAUUUGAGAGGGACCAGCGCUUCUGCUAUGAGUGUGCUGUGGACAAUGAGAGGGACACGCACAAUUGCCUGGACUGUUGGUCGCGACGUCGCGCGGCGGUCUCGUGCCCCCUCUGUGUGGUAAAUCCGGACGCGUCGCCUGACUGUGAGUCUUGCAGGCAGACGGCAGCUCACCAUAGAGAAGCCUACAGGAUCCUCAGCCUCUUUUGUCUAACACCGCCAGAACGCGGACCGGAGUCCGCUGUCUCUCCAGAGCAGAUCCCUCAGCAGCAGCGACGUAGUGCUGCCUUCCCGGCGCGCUGUGGCUCUCUGUGGGGUGUGCAGGAGGGCAUGGAUGAAGAGGACUCUGGCUCCCCUAUCCGUCAGCCGAGAGCGAUGGCGUCUCCGGAGAGGCCUGUAACAUUCUCCCUGCUAGACUAUCCUAAUUUGGAAGAUGACCUCCUGGCUGACACUCCGAAGUUACAGGAGAGAUCAUCUCCUGAGCGACUGCUGCCUUGAGCUGGCAAACUGGUGUAGCGUUUCUCCGGAAAGAAGCCUCUCCCUUGUCGAGUAGGUCAGUCCCCUCUCACAGUGCUUCUCCCUUCAAAGUGAGUUGCGUGAAGCAGCCGAACUCUUCUCGUUAGCCCCUACUAAAGAGAAGAACUAAACUUGUAAGGCUUGAAAGAACAAAAGUAAAGACUUGUGGCCUUCCGGCUAAACCAAAGCUAAACGAAGGCGCAGUAGAAGCUCCAACCAGUUUGCUAAGGGAAAGUUGAAAAAAAAGAAAAAGCCAGAGUGUUGGUUGUCCCUCUCUUAAGUUGGAAGGGAAAGCAGCGCUCCUUCUUUCGUUCUUGCUUUCUUUCCUUGUGGAGUAAGGUGUUCUGUGAGUAAAGAAAGGGUCUCUGUCGUUACAAGGGUGUCUAAAGUCAGGCCUGCUUCGCUGUCUCUAUGUGUGCAUCGGUCUACCUUCGGUUGGUGGUGCUGUCGAACGCCUGUUGUCUCCUUGGUAAAAGGUUUUCUUUUUUGUUAAGUCUGCUGCGACUAAGCUCUGUGACUGUAGGUGGGGACUUGUCUCUUAGGUAGCUGUGUGAGUGCCUUGUGAAGCUAGGUAGUGGCUGCUCUGUAGGUGGAAACUCUAGGUGGUCUAGAGUAAAGCUCUUUCUUCUGUCUCUUACUCUGCUAGUAGUGUACAAAGACCCUGAACAAGCUGUGCGUCGGUACUGAAUGAAGUGAAGACGAUUCUUUCCUGAGGGUAUGACUUUCUUGCCAGACGAGGGGCUAGCAGUAGUACUAGGUGCUGCAGUCUAAGGUUAAGGCUUACGCGGGUACUGCUCUGACUAAAAGCUUUGUGGAAAACAAAGGGGGUAGGGGACUUCGUCUCUUUUAGUUGUUGCUGCUGUUAGUCAGUGUAGUGCCGGGUGAAGUUAAGGCCCUGGCAAAGUAUAGGCUGCGCGACUCUGAGUGUGUCAGCUCUCUGUUGCUGCUCCUAUGUGAGGUUAACACUACUGCUGAGUAUCAGGCAGUGCUUUGGCUAUAAUGGCCCUGGCUUUUCUCUAGAAACUAUAGCGAAAAAGUUGGCUCACUACUGCUGAGUAACAGGCAGUGCUAUUAGUCUUUGGGCUGUAGCUGUUGGCAAAAAGUAGGGAAAGGCACUACUGCUGAGUAUCAGGCAGUUCUGAGAAGCCCUAGGUCUUAGUAAGCAUCUGAUUCCCUUCGGGUGGACGGGGUGCGACCUUUGGUCUUGUUUGGUUCGCUUUGGUGUCACUGUUUCAGGGCCCUUAUGCCUGCCUUCUUGACUGUCGUGGUGGAUCGACUAUGUUUUUCAAAUUACCAGGGGCACCGGACCAUUAUUAAGUUAGUGGCGGAACAAUAAAUUCGUCCUUUUUGACAGAGUAAAAAAGCACUCUAGUUGAGAGGGAGGAAACAAAUCAAACCACCAGUGACGACUGGUGGCCGAAAGGGAAAACGCGGCGGCGGCGGCGCAGUGUUCGAGGGAGCGACGUGUUACAUCUCGUCAAGCUAAAAAGAGGGAAAACAGAGUGGGAAGGAGUUGCGAGUAAGUAAAGAAGCUAGGCUGGGGAGACCACUUCAUGAGAUACGGCAGGAGGCCAAGAUCCAUGGUGGAGGUUCGCCUAAGCAGCCGCACGAACCAGCCUAGACAAAAAAGUAAGUAAGGACGAGAGAACAAACUAACUAAAUAAAAACUAAAAAGAGCGUUAGAGGGAACAACAGCGAGAGAUAAUUAAGAAAGUAACAUAAAAUAAAUGUCGAAGCGGGCGGACGCACUGCGCAAAGCUGUCGAUCUAAACGACGACGAGCUGCGCGCCAUGGGAGAAGCCGACUCCACGACUAGAAACAAAAAGUCGCGAGUCGCCUUCUUCCUCGACUGGCUAGCGGCCAAGGGUGAAAAGCUACCCGUGAGGCCGGAGGCGGUGCAAAGAUUCGCCGCCUUCCUAGUGUUCAAUGAAUACACCUCAGUCGCGCAGUACACAUCCAGCAUCAUCAUGUGGCUGGUAGAACCGCCACCCGCGGAUGGCCCGCAGCGGCUAGUCGAAAGCCCCGCCAUUCUCCGAAACAUCGGGGACGUGGAAAAGGCAAUUGAACGAACAAUCCAAGACCACAACCCGAGGAAAGCAAAGCCUUUCCUACCGGGUACGAAGCUCGAGGCGCUAAAGGCAAAAGACCAAAAAAUGGUCCUCCUUUGGGCGCUAUCGGGAUUGCGGGGCGACAGCAUCGCGGCGGUGGACGACACGGACAUCUCCAAAAAAGGAGACGUGUGGCGCAUCCACAUAUCCGAAGACAAAAUCCGCAAACAACGCGGUAGGAUAAUAGAAAUCCACUGCAAUUGCGACACCAACGCAAAAACAGCUGGUGCACGAAGUCGCUUUUGCCCGAUGCACGGCGAAGGCGCUGUUAUGAGAUCUGAUUUCCCAUUAGGCAAGGCCAGGAUAAGUAGCUUGGCGAAGGGAAUUAGCGGCACGCUGCACAGCUGCAGGAGAGGACUCGCAUUGGCAACGCGACGCGAGUGGGAGCAAGGGAAAAUCUCCGUGAAGGAGGAUGAAUUCCUCACCCACAUGGGCUGGGAACAGUCCAGCAAAAUGUGGGACGAGUACACAGCCGACCACAAAACGUGGGAGGCUUCGGAAUUCAUCCCGCUGCACGGAUUGCGCAGGCGGUGGCCCUCGGGGGGGGGUCCACCCCCGCGCGUCUUCGUGCAGCCCAAGGCGGUCCAAGAGGACACCUUGGUCAAGCGGACGAUCAAGAUCACCCCCAAGCAGAAGCUACAGAAGAAAGGGCGGAUUCAACAGAAUACCGUUACCAAAAAGGUGACGGCCCUAGCGCCAAAGAGCGCCAGUAGCAGCGGCUCAGGGGCACUCAAAGCAGUACCGGGUACAAAAAACGUACGCACCUGGCGGUUCUGAACCUCCAGUCGUCGGGAAAAGGAUGGAAGGCGCACCAAGGAGGCGUCGAGAAAGGAUGGCCCAAAGGGCUGGAGGUUCAAAGUGACCUUGUCCCCCAGCGGGGGGACAACGCCUGCUACUGCCGAGGGAUUAGCCGCGCACCCGGGCCAAAGCGCCCCGGACCAAAGCGUCCGACGCGAAGAGCGAGCACCCGAAACCUCGCGGGUGCCGGUUGAUUGACUCGUAGGGCGACGGUGCACGAACACCGGCCGAGCCGCGAGAGGGGUUACGACACCCGGACGUUGGUGUGCAACUCUCUCUGGGGAGGUAAAGGCCUCCCGCCACGCUCCGUGGCAAAUUUAUGGGCCGUAGGUGCAACGACCGGCGCCGGCAAAGACCUGGGUCUGCCGAGCCAGCCUACCGUGCUGCCACAGCACUAAAAAGUAUAACUCACCAGUAGAUUUAGGAUCCCCGGGGGUUAAGUCUCCAGUUUGUAUAUGCACUGGAGGAGCUUGCGGGGGAAGUGAUUAUACUAACUGGUGAGUUAACUUAGGUGAGAGAAAAGAUACGCUCUCUGGAAGGUUCCUGGACGACAGUCGACAAAAAAUCCUCCCAGGGGCCAACCAAGCCUAGUCACAAAAAAUGACGACUGCCACGCCACUACACGUCAGCCAAGCAGAAAUGGAGCACGGCAACGACCGCCGCGAGCUCCAUGACGCGGUCUGCAACUUCGUCAAUCGGGUCCGAGCACAACUACACUUCGAGACCUACGGCCAAAAGCUACCACUCGAGUGGGAACAACUGAUAGCUGCCGAGAAGCUACAGCCGGCAGCGGUAGCCAAACGAAGAAAACAAGCCACCGCCUUGUUCAGACGUCUGAAGACGCAGACGGAGCAAGCAAAUGCAGACUUGAUAAACGCUACGGCGCCAGAGCACCUAAAAAGGGUGCUACAGACAACCAAAACAAGGAACGUCAUCGCAAUGAGAAAACUCAUCGCAUUGACGGGCCAUCCGGACACGUCGCUACCGGACGACAUCCUCCAUGGAUUUCAAACAAUAGGGGAGUACAAGAGUACUGGCCUUUGGAAGGCAGACGUCAAUGCCGCGGAGGCAAAGGACCUCAAAGAAUUCUAUAGCACCGCGGUAAAAAUCCGGGAUGCGCCUCCGAAGGGUUUCCCAGAGGAAGCCCUUCGGCAAGUCCUCAAAAACAUUGAGGCAGACGUCCAGCUGGGCAGAUACAAAGAGAUCAAUCCAGAGGACCUCAAGGUCAUGCCGGCGUACGCCUUCCCAAAGGUCGAACCAGAGAAGGUUCGCGUGAUAAUCGACGAGCGGUGGAAAAACGACUUCUCAAAAAUGUCGGAAAAGGUGAGGCUCCACGGGACGCGAACGGUCCUGGAGAUUGUAAAAAGCUACAUGGCGCCUGCAGGCGCAGAGGGCCUCACCCUCCACGCACCGGUGACACAGUUCACCACGGAUAUCUGCGGCCAGGUGGCUAAAGAGGUCGCAGACUUCCGCGCAAAAACAAGCGCAAGCGAAGCCACAACCACCGACGAGCACCGCCAACUCGGCGAGCAGGUGAGGCUCCUCAACGAGGAGAGGAUGAAGACCCGCCCGGCAGGUAGAAAGCCUUGCAUCGCACUCCGAGACUGGAGCAAGGCCUACUACCAGGUAGGGGUAAAACACCCGGAGGAAAACCCGGUUGGAGUCUGGGACGACACCCAGGGGCGCUACCGCAUGUUCCUCGCGGCGAUACUGAACAUGGGGAACAAGUUCAGCGUCAGCAGCUGGUGUAGAGUGGCGGAGCUGGUCAUGAAAAUAAUGGCCACGCUCGGGCACACAGUAGUGCCAAUCUACAUCGACGACGCCAUCAUCCUCAGCCUCGAAGAGGGAGCGGAUGAGGCAAUAGAGGCAUACGAAGCUCUCUGCGACUGCCUGGGGCUGGAGCUCGCGACAAAAGCGACAGCACAGCAGGACUCGAGAAAGAGCCCUAUUGUGCGCAUACUGGGCCUCCACUACGACACAAGCCCAAAAACGGGAAUUGAUGUUGUGGUGCCAGACAACAUGCUCCAGCAGGUCGCGGAAGUCGCAAACGAGCUCCGGCAGAAAGUGAACACAGGACAGUUGGACAAAAAGGUGGUCCAGCGACUGCUCGGACUGGCAAACUUCAUCACCGUGUCCGCGGCAAACAGAGCCGGAAACGAGAUCAUGAGAUCUCUUUACGCAUGGACAGAAGACGCCACCUUCGACAAGUUGGUGAAGCAGCGGUGGCAACGGAGAGCCCUCCUGCGCUCCACUGCGGCCAUCGAGAAGAUGGUCCACAAGGUGAACAGGCUCAGACUCAGGCUAGAACAAAUCGUGAAGCCUCUGAGCUUCCUGUUCACGGACGCGUCAACAGAUGGCGGGCCGAACGGCGAGCCAACGCUAGGAUACGUCAUGAUCCACCACAGCGGGAAGACCCUCAUCCAAAUGCAGCCAUUAACGGAUGGCCGAUGGGCCACCGCCAGGAUAGAGGUACUGGAGGCGGCCGCGGUGGGCCUCGCCGCAAAGCAACUACCGAGUUGGACCAGCAACUCCGACCUCGUAGUGCUGAUCGACAACACGCCAGUACUCUACAACUUCAUCAAAUGUAGUGGCAAAUCCGCGGUGGUGGCAAACACCGCAGUAGACGUAGUCAAUCACUGGUACGACAACAAUGUCAAACCGUGGUACGUCUACAUAAAAUCCGAAUGGAACCUGGCGGACUACAUGACCAGACACGGCAAGCACAAACUGUUCAUCAACACCAUCCCACGGCUGCAGACGGUUCAGCAGUCCACUGGUGCCCGACUAUGGCUGGCUGAACUAUGUGAACGCCUGCCGGCCCCUGCUGUCGCUGUCGCUCCGGGAGUUCGUCCCUCCCACGGGAGCGACAAGCGCGGUGGAGGGCGGCAGCCGCCCCGGCACACCACCGACGCGGGCGCUGGCCGGCGGGAGGUCCUGACGCAAACCUGUGCAAAGGCCGGCACACGUCCCCGUAACCCCUCGACGGCGGACGCGAGUCUCAGACCGCCGACUCAAGUCCGCACCAGGAAGCCGGAGCCUGGUCGGGGUCUCCGGAGGAAGGUGCCGGUGAGGAAAGGAUAAGGGCUCGGAGCGGUCCAUUCACCGCUGGCACGUGUCAAACCGAGACCAGAGGUUGAGCGGGAGCUCAAGCCCCGGUAGUAGGCCGACAGCGCGGGCUGGAGGUUCAAAGUGACCUUGUCCCCCAGCGGGGGGACAACGCCUGCUACUGCCGAGGGAUUAGCCGCGCACCCGGGCCAAAGCGCCCCGGACCAAAGCGUCCGACGCGAAGAGCGAGCACCCGAAACCUCGCGGGUGCCGGUUGAUUGACUCGUAGGGCGACGGUGCACGAACACCGGCCGAGCCGCGAGAGGGGUUACGACACCCGGACGUUGGUGUGCAACUCUCUCUGGGGAGGUAAAGGCCUCCCGCCACGCUCCGUGGCAAAUUUAUGGGCCGUAGGUGCAACGACCGGCGCCGGCAAAGACCUGGGUCUGCCGAGCCAGCCUACCGUGCUGCCACAGCACUAAAAAGUAUAACUCACCAGUAGAUUUAGGAUCCCCGGGGGUUAAGUCUCCAGUUUGUAUAAUCGCAACAGCCCAUGCAUCACCGCGUAGGCCACUUCUAAUAAUUCCCGGCACCUACGUCUUCGGCUCACUCUCUCCUGCUGAAGUGUCGAAAAUACCAAGAGAAGACACCGCUUGCGAAUUUAAGGAGAAGGAGGGUGUUGCCAUAGUCAUGGAGAAAGAAAAGGCCAAAAAGCACGGCAUCAAAGUAUCGCCUUUCGAAGCAUCAUGGAUCCAGUUGGAUACGUACAGUGCAGUGGAAGCUUGUGGUACUGUGAUGUGAAUGAGACGAGUGACACUAGAAGGGAUUACCGAUUACACUCAAGAAUGCAAGAGUGCUCUCAAUAAAACUCACCAAAUUAUCGUGCGUUCUUUUCCGUGAUCUCACUGACCAUGUUCCACUUGCUUCAUCAAUUCUACUCGUAGUGCAACAUCUGCCUGACCACGACUCAGGUCUCACGUCCGUCUUCUCGCGUGCGCUUACCCAAGGCGGUGUUUCCUGUAACAUCAUUGCUGGCUUUCACCAUGAUCACCUCUUCGUAGCCAAGGAGGACACGGUGAAGGCGAUGAAUAUUCUUCACGGUCUCGCUUACUUCGCUACGCAGGUGUUGAAGAAUGCCCAUGAACGGGCAAGAGCACAACAGAAACUAGAACUGAAAGGUGGUGCCGCAAGUGUUGAGGGGGGAGUAAAGCCUGCUACUCUAUUGCAACCAAGAAAACGGAGUUACAGUGGAACAGCGGGAGAAGAGGCUGCACCGAAUGCGGUCAAUAAAAAUAAAACAUCCUCGUCCACUCCUACAACUAUGUCGGGCAGAAACGUAAACGAUACUGGCGCUGUACCAAGGCGCUCCUCGUCAAAACCACUGGACACUAUACCAGAGAAGAGAAGUACCUCUAAGAGCAACAUGGGCGCAACAGGAGUGGGCGGUGAGAGUGGUGGAGACUUGCUCAAUCGUUCUAGGACUAGAAGAAAAAGCGUUCCACGUUCGUGGAAAUAA